This is a messenger RNA of Aspergillus heteromorphus CBS 117.55, 1709 nucleotides long. RefSeq names its product choline transporter-like family protein. Gene Ontology annotation, cellular component: plasma membrane. The record is from RefSeq and is a predicted model, not a curated record. Bases 90 to 1709 code for a protein of 539 amino acids. The transcript is spliced from 2 exons. Lineage: Eukaryota; Fungi; Ascomycota; Eurotiomycetes; Eurotiales; Aspergillaceae. Gene Ontology annotation, molecular function: transmembrane transporter activity. Gene Ontology annotation, biological process: transmembrane transport.
CUCCCCGUGCCUGCAAUCGACCAUCUGGAUACAUUCCUCCUCCUCCUUCACGUCUGAUCGUUCUCCUCCCGCUGUGACAGCUGCCCAUCAUGAGUGGCCAGGCAUCCAGCUACUACAACGCCAACCAGAGCUUUGGCGACGCGCCUCAGCAACAGCCACCGCAACCACAUCCUCAAUACCAACAACCUCCCAUCCAUCCGGCCUACAACAACCAGAAUGGCGGCGAUUAUCAACGCGCACCUGAACCAAAGCCACCCCAGGGCCCGCCGCCCACCUACAACCAGGCUGUGUACGGCUUCGACGAGGCCUUCAAGGUCGAACGGCCCAAGUACAACGACAUCUGGGCAGGACUGCUGCUCAUCGCCGUCUUCCUUGGCUACGUCGCCGUCUCAGGCGUCGCCAUCCACCGAUACGCGAAAUACAAAGGGUUCAACGGCGGGGGCAUCUACGACUCGUCCAACGACUUCUCCCUGGACACCAACACCCUAGUCCUCUUCAUCUUCGUGCUCUGCGUCGCGCUAGCCUUCUCGUACGCCUACUUCCUCGGGGCACGCUACUUCUCCAAGCUCUUCAUCUGGGUCACCGGCAUCCUGAACAUCGUCUUCGCCCUCGCGACAGGCAUCUACUACAUCGCGCGCAAGCAAUACGGCGGCGGAAUCGUAUUCCUGAUCUUCGGAGUCUUCGCCAUCGUCUGCUUCAUCAGCUGGAUCCCCCGCAUCCCCUUCACCGCAUACAUGAUGGAAGUCUCGAUCGAUGUGUCGCGACGCUACGGCCACAUGUUCCUGGUCAGUACCAUCGGCGGCAUCGUGGCCGUGGCCUUCGGCGCCUGGUUCUCCGUCACGCUGGUCUCGAUCUACGUCGCCUUCGAGCCCGACUCCUCCGGCACCAACCCGUCCUGCGCCAACGGCUCCGGCGGCUGCAGCACCGCCCGCGUCAUCGGACUGGUCGUCUACGUCACCUUCGCGAUGUACUGGUUCAGCGAGUGGCUCAAGAACACCGUGCACACGACCAUCGCGGGCGUCUACGGCUCAUGGUACUUCUUCAACAACUCCCCCGACGGCCUGCCCAAGGGCGCCACCCGCGGGGCGUUCCGUCGCGCAAUGACCUACUCCUUCGGCAGCAUCAGCUUCGGCUCGCUCAUCAUCGCCAUCAUCAACAUGCUGCGUCAGGCCUGCUCCGUCGCCCAGCAGCAGGAAUCCGCCCAGGGCAACAUCGUCGGCUCCAUCAUGUUCUGGAUCCUGGGAUGCUUCAUCUCCCUCCUCGACUGGCUGGUCACCUUCUUCAACCGCUACGCCUUCUGCCACAUCGCCCUCUACGGUAAAGCCUAUAUCCCCUCCGCCAAGGAUACCUGGAAGAUGAUGAAGGAUCGCGGAGUCGAUGCCCUCGUCACCGAUUGUCUCGUCGGGCCGGUUCUGACCAUGGGCUCCGUGUUUGUAUCGUACGUCUGUGCGCUUCUGGCGUAUCUGUAUCUCCAGUUCACCAAACCCGGGUAUAAUAGCAACGGCGACUUCACGGCGGUUAUUAUGGCCUUUGCGUUCGUGAUUGGGCUGCAGAUCUGCCAGAUCUUUAUGACCCCUGUCGGGAGUGGCAUUGAGACUAUCUUUGCCGCUAUGGCUUGGGAUCCCCAGGUCUUGGUGAACGAUCAUCCUGAUAUGUAUUACCGCUUGGUGCAGUUGUAUCCAAAGGUGCAGCAGGCGAUUCAUGCGUAG